Messenger RNA from Gadus macrocephalus (Pacific cod), 2572 nucleotides. Its product is annotated as neuronal membrane glycoprotein M6-b-like. Gene Ontology annotation, molecular function: structural constituent of myelin sheath. NCBI's taxonomy places the organism in Eukaryota, Metazoa, Chordata, Actinopteri, Gadiformes, Gadidae. Gene Ontology annotation, biological process: axon development; central nervous system myelination. The transcript has 7 exons. Gene Ontology annotation, cellular component: plasma membrane; myelin sheath. The coding region runs from base 380 to 1258 and encodes 292 amino acids. The record is from RefSeq and is a predicted model, not a curated record.
UGAAACUAGAUUAUAAUAUAGAAAGAGAGGUAGCGGCGCCGUAGGAAGGUUAAUAGUGAGGAGACACAGAGGGAGAGAGAACAAGGGAGGGUGUGUGUGUGUACCAAGAGAGAGGGAGCGAGACAGUGAAAGUGAAGAGCGAGCGAGCGAGAGAGAGAGAGAGGGAGAGAGCGACAGAGAGAGCGAGAAAGAGACAGAGAGCAAAAGCGUGAGAGCGAGAGAGCGAGAGAGAGAUACAGAGAGCGGGCGAGAGAGAGAGAGAGAGAGAGAGAGAGAGAGAGAGAGAGAGAGAGAGAGAGAGAGAGAGCGCAUCUAGUCCACACUCGGAUUCAUCCCCCUCAUAGGUAGAAGCGCGAUAGCAGAACACCGUGUUUUAACCAUGGAAGGGACGAAACCAGCGCCUGAGUCCACCGCGGAGGAGAGCCAGGAAGAGGGCCAGGAGAGCAGAGGAUGCUUCGAGUGCUGCAUCAAGUGUCUGGGCGGCGUGCCCUACGCCUCGCUGGUGGCCACCAUCUUGUGCUUCUCCGGCGUGGCGCUGUUCUGCGGCUGCGGUCACGUGGCUCUGACGGGCACCCUGACCAUGUUGGAGAACCACUUCUCCAAGAAAACCACGGACCACGCCACCCUGGCCCUGGUGAUCCAGAUCUUUCAGUACAUCAUCUAUGGGAUCGCCUCAUUCUUCUUUGUGUACGCCAUCGUGCUGCUGGCUGAGGGCUUCUACACCACCAGCGCCAUCAAGAAGGAGCUGCAGAGCGACUUCAAGACCACUGCCUGCGGACGCUGCAUCACCGCCUUUUUCAUGUUCCUGACCUAUAUCCUGGCGCUGAUCUUCCUCGCCAUCUUCGGCUUCACGGCGAUCCCCGUCUUCCUCUUUUUCAACAUGUGGACCACCUGCUCCGCCAUGAAGUCCCCCCUGGCCAACAUCACCGCCCCCGACUCCAUCUGCAUGGAUGUCCGGCAGUAUGGUAUCAUUCCUUGGAACGCCACACCGGGAAAAGCCUGCGGAGCGGCUCUGGGAGAGAUCUGUGACACCAGCGAAUUCUACCUGUCUUACCAUCUCUACAUCGUGGCGUUCGCUGGUGCCGGAGCUACGCUCAUCGCCUUGAUCCACUACCUUAUGAUCCUCGGGGCCAACUGGGCCUACCUGAAGUCGGCCGUCACCACGCACGACUACCAGGACAUCAAGACCAAGGACGACCAAGACGUGGAGGCGGAGGCCCGCGCGAAGGACGGCCAAAACUCCUCCUCCUACUCAUAAGAGGCUCACCCGCCCACCCCCUACACAGCCCCGACCCCCCCUCCUCUUCUCCCUCCACAAACACACUUCCUUAUCCCCCUCCCCGACCCCAACCCCGCUGUAAAGAAAGUGUAACGCAAAGGAAGUGAUGCCCCACUUCUCCGCACACACACACACACACACAAACACACAUACACAUGCACACACACACAUCAGUGUUUGCUGAUGUGACCCCCGACCCUAAUUUGACAUCGCCCUACCCCCUCCUCCUCCUUAUGGAGGCUGUAGCCCCCCCCCCGUCACACACACACACACACACACACACACACACACACACAAAAACAAACACACUCUCUACACUAAGCCCCCUUUCUGAGGUCGAACUCAGGUGCAAUGAGUGAGUGGUGGUGGUGGCGGCUUGGUCGCCAUGGUAAAUGCGGUAACCAUGGCGCUGGGCCCUGAGUGAGCAGCAGCAGCCAGUUUCUCUCUGAUCCUCCUCCCGACACCCUGAAGACCCACUGGUUCACUGUAUAGUGUUGGGGGCCGUAGACGCAACCCACACAACCGUUACCCUAUCCCCUCCUCCCCCUCUCCCCCCUCCUGCUUUCUUUUUGGUGUUUUAUAUGCAUAUAUAAAUAUAUAUGAAUAUAAAUAUAUUGUGAGAAUGUGUAUGAAUGUUGUCAGGUUUGGUUGCUUUUCUCUUUUAAACACUGGAGUACGCGAGGUACUGCGAUGGAUUUGAUAUUAUUUUAUCUUCUUGUUUGAUUUAUUUUCCUUUUAUAUCCUAUUUCACUCUUUUCUCUCAUGGAGUUUUUUCAUUGGUGAUGCUUGAUACGUUGUUGCACUAUUUUAGAAGUAUUAAUAUGAAGGAGAAAUGUAAAAAAAGCCCACAUAAAACAAGAAACACUUAAAGAUAAAAACCUGUGAAGGAAUAUUUUUUAGAAAAAUUAGCACGGUUAGCCGUUAUUCAAUGACUUAUUGAGAACUGAGGUGUAAGCGCAUCAUUUAGCCUUUCUAGACUUUUGUCUCUUAACUGCAAGUUUGCUUCAUUACCGAGAAAAGAAAAGGGUGUGCUUAGUUAAUGACACACACUCAAACCAAAACCAAAUCUCCAAUGUUACGGUGUUGUUAAGAUAAGGUCCCAAAAGAUAAGGACAAAUUUAACUUUGAAUUGCUAACCAACCUUAGUAAGCCUAGUGGCCAUCUUGGUUAUCAGGGUGAACUGGGCGGUUGGAACUAAACCUCUCAGCUCACUGUCAGAGCCAUGACGACCCCAGGUGGGCGAGGUCCAUAGUAAAAAAAAAAAAAAAGGUUCUUAUCUGUUCAUAGAUUUAA